CUUUGAUGCUUUGUAACUAACGGGAGUGUUCGGUUUCACGAGUGUCGCAUUUUCCCAUAGAACAACUUCCUAAUUCAUCCUUGUUCGGGAAGCAAGAGCAGCCAUGGCACAUGCACUCAAAGAAAGAUUUGAGAAGUUCCUCCACGAAAAGAGCCUCGUGACUGAUGCCCUUGCUAAAGUCGAAGCGAAGACUGGGGUUAGCAGGACGUACAUCGCUCUCGCAAUCAUUGGCAUCAUCGCAGUGUACUUGGUCAUUGGUUAUGGAGCCUCCUUGCUGUGCAACCUCAUCGGCUUUCUUUACCCAGCUUACAUAUCCAUCAAGGCCAUAGAAAGCGCCACCAAAGAUGAUGAUACAAAAUGGCUGACUUACUGGGUGGUGUAUGGACUCUUCAGUGUGGCCGAGUUCUUUGCAGACAUCUUUCUCUCGUGGUUCCCAUUUUACUACAUCGGAAAGUGCGCCUUCCUGGUCUGGUGCAUGGCUCCGACCCCUUCCAACGGCUCGGUCCAGAUUUACAAUCGCAUCAUCCGCCCCUUCUUCCUCAAGAACGAAUCCAAGAUUGAUGAUGCGGUCAAGAAUAUCAAGGAUAAGGCAUCGGAAGCCGCUGACAAGUUCAAAGAUGAGGCCAAGAAAGCAACAGCCAACAUCAUGUUUGAGGAGAAGAAGAGCUCCUAAUCAGGACCUCCACACAGGACCGUCUGUGCAGCUGUUCCAGAAAAUAAUGUUGCCUUGUUGUAUUUAAUGGAUUAUCUGUUCUGGUGUGUAACGUCAAAGCCAUUUCCCUGCUCAAUUUACUUGUUUGACAGGUCACUGUACAUCGCCCUGAUCCUGAAUGAACCCAAUAAAUGCCUAACUGGAA
Hippocampus comes (tiger tail seahorse) is the source of this 857-nucleotide messenger RNA. It is a transcript of the gene reep5, whose product is annotated as receptor accessory protein 5. The record is from RefSeq and is a predicted model, not a curated record. NCBI's taxonomy places the organism in Eukaryota, Metazoa, Chordata, Actinopteri, Syngnathiformes, Syngnathidae. Bases 104 to 673 code for a protein of 189 amino acids. The transcript has 5 exons.